AUGGACGCCGGCGAUGACUGGCGCGCCCAGCUCCAGCCCGCGGCGCGCGGCAGGAUCGUGAACAAGAUAGUACUGACUCUGAGGAAGCAUCUGCCGGUAUCAGUGGCAGAGGGGCUGGUUGAGCUUCAAAGAAUUGCCGUGCGAUUUGAAGACAAGGUGUAUGCCGCAGCCACUAGCCAGAGUGAUUACUUACGGAAGAUUUCUCUCAAAAUGCUGUCAAUGGAGAGUUCCGCAAAUACACAACAGAACCCUGGUCCAGGUAGUAGCAGCAAAGGGAAGAAGCAAAAGAAGUUGAGAUGCCAUUUCUGCAAAAAAGGUGGCCAUUUUAAGAAGGAUUGCUUGAAGAGAAAAAUAUGGUUUGAAAAAAAAGGAGUUGCUUAUGAUCCAACCCAUAAGCGGACUAAAGCACAUGAGAAUAAAAAUGAAGGCACUGUAUUGAAGGGAUCAGGACUCGCAGAGUAA
Molecule: messenger RNA, 462 nt
Organism: Miscanthus lutarioriparius
Lineage: Eukaryota; Viridiplantae; Streptophyta; Magnoliopsida; Poales; Poaceae
Source: the annotation of a GenBank genome assembly